GUGUGAUUGCGCGGCGACUGCUCGACACGCGCGAGCACGUGGGUCGCAUAACGCGCGCUCCCGUAUCGGAGGCGGACGCGUUCUCGCGCGAUCUCGAUUGGAACAUUCGCCGCGUUUGACAGAUCCGCGCGCGCGAGAGGGAAAAGACCAGGGCAGUUGCCGCGGAGUGGGGGAAGAGGCAACGUCAAAGCGCGUUGCGUCGCUCGCGACGGCAGUGAAGUUAGUCAACUGCGCGGCGUCACGCGAGGCGCUUCGCGGAGCCACGUGACGUACGCAUAACGCUCGCGAACGUUACCGGCGCGCUGCACUCGUCGUCGCAUCGUCCUCGAGCGAGACUCCCAGUCGUCGUCGUCGUCGUCAGCAGUCGUCAUCGGCCGAGCGGGAGCACCUGCGGCAUCGUCCACUUUUUCGCGAGUAACCAAGAGAACAAGUGCGGUUCCCACCAUGGAUCGAUCGUCGAAAUUGCUGCUGCGAAAGGUCAUCGUGGACUUCCUCUUCCUGGCAGUCUUGGGUAUCUCGGUGCUAAUGUUCUUCCUGUUCGGCAAACCGUACAAACGUGGCUUUUUCUGCAACGAUGAGUCACUGUAUCACCCGUAUCACGGCUCCACGGUCACCAGUCCGAUGCUGUAUGUCGUCGGCAUUUUCCUUCCAGUAUUCUCGAUGUUCAUAGGAGAGUACUUGCACGCGAGACGCUGCACCGAGCAAACAGGGAAGGUACUGUUUGGAUAUUCCGUACCUUUGUGGAUGUGCAACGCUUACGAGAAGAUCGGCGUGUUCCUUUUCGGCACGGCGUGCACCGUUUUACUCACAGACAUCGCGAAGUACACCAUAGGCCGACUACGGCCGCACUUCAUGAUGGUCUGCGUGCCUAACGUGAACUGCUCCUCGAUUGAGAAUCAGCACAGGUACAUCGAGGACUUCGUCUGCACCGCGUCGAACAUUACGGCGAGGAAACUCAAGGAAAUCAGAUUAUCGUUUCCCUCCGGUCACUCGUCUUUCUCGGCCUACACCAUGAUCUACCUUGCGGUAUAUUUUCAACUGCGGAUAAGAUGGGAGGGCAGCAAGCUGCUCAAACACUUUCUCCAGCUGAUAUGUCUGAUCACGGCUUGGUUUACCGCGAUGUCGCGCAUUUCUGAUUACAAGCAUCACUGGAGCGACGUACUCGCGGGAUCUACACUCGGCGUCAUCAUGGCCGUGCUGGUGAUAUAUUGCAUAGCGAACCUCUUCGCCAAGGAGAAAUCCGAGUCCACAGAGAAGCGCCAACCUACCGAUUAUGAGACGGAGAUCGGCAUGCAGUUGCAGGACGAAUCGAGCCCGCUGCAACUCGACUCGAGAACGCAAAUGUACGGCGGAAUUAAAAACGGUACAGAGGACUCCUUGAAUAAAUGAAAUCCUGAUUAAUAUUUUCGCUCUCGCGAGUAAUCAAUAUUUGAUCACUCGAACUGAACAAAGCUGACAAUAUUUAAAAGUAAUGUCGUUCAUACUUAGAUUCUUUUUAUUUAACUGUUGCAUCUAUUACAAGUAUUACCUACAUAAGGUAACGAUGAAAAGUGUUGACUGCAAGUAAAAAUAAUACAAAUCUAAAUAAGCUCAACUACUUAUACGUGUCUAUGUGUUCGUAGUAUAGUGUGCAGUAGUAGUAGUAGUAUAGUAAUAGUACUUUGUAUUCAUUUAAUAAAUAAUACCUAGCAAUUUAA
Molecule: messenger RNA, 1697 nt
Organism: Odontomachus brunneus
Lineage: Eukaryota; Metazoa; Arthropoda; Insecta; Hymenoptera; Formicidae
Gene: wun
Product: putative phosphatidate phosphatase
Exons: 8
Coding region: 445-1389 (314 amino acids)
Biological process (GO): phospholipid metabolic process; phospholipid dephosphorylation; signal transduction
Molecular function (GO): phosphatidate phosphatase activity
Source: RefSeq, a predicted model, not a curated record